AUGAACAUUCAGGGCCUAGCGCUGCACGGGCACAUGAAGCCCGUGACGAUGAUUAAGUUCAACCGCGAAGGGGACCUUCUUUUCUCGACCGCAAAGGAGCCUAACAUCAGCGUGUGGUACACCAAAACAGGGGAACGUCUCGGUGUGUUUAACGGUCAUAGCGCCAUUGCCGCGUGUGAUGUGAACAAUUACUCCACGCUGCUUGUGACUGGCGGUAUGGACUUCAAGGCCAAGUUGUGGUGCGUAGAGAGCGGGGAUGAAUUGGCGAACAUCAUGCUCAAGAGCCCUGCUCGUGCCGUUGGCUUUGCGCAUGACGACAGCAAGGUGAUGGUGAGCACCUCCAGGAAGAUGGGCGAGAAGUCGGCAAUUCAGCUGUACAACCUGCCCUUUGCCGUGCCGAAGGAGGACUACAUUGUGCAUCCCGUCAAGACAGCUUUUAAUCCCUGCGCUGAGUUUGUUUCGGAGGGCGACGAUAUCACGUUUGCGGUGUGGGGUCCAACGAACGACACAAUUUACUACUCCAUGUCCGACGGCUCCGUGGCAAUUCUCGACGUGGAGACAAUGCGCACCAUUCGCACGCAACAGCCACAUGAGGAAACUGUCAAUCGCAUCGGAUUUGACUGCAACUACUACACUCUCAUCACCGCCUCUAAGGACAAGACGGCCCGUCUGUUAGAUUCCCGCGACAUGUCGGUCAUCCAGACAUACAGGAGCGACGUGCCGGUGAACGAUGCGUCCAUCUCUCCAUGCGGCGACCAUGUCAUUCUGGGAGGUGGCAUGGAGGCGCAGGAUGUGACGACACAAGGUGGCCAGACCAGCUUUGAGGUGAAGUUCUACCACAAGGUGCAUGAAAAGCAGCUUGGUCAGGUGCGUUGCCACUUUGGUACCAUUAACGCCGUCUCUUUCUUUCCAGACGGUCGUGGGUUUGCUAGCGGUGCCUUUGAUGGCCUCGUGAAGCUCCACCGCUUUGAUGAAAAUUACGAAGCCGCGCCCGGGGCAAAGCCGGUUUGGUCGCCGGACUCGUCUUGA
Messenger RNA from Trypanosoma cruzi, 1029 nucleotides. RefSeq names its product eukaryotic translation initiation factor 3 subunit, putative. The record is from RefSeq and is a predicted model, not a curated record. Gene Ontology annotation, molecular function: RNA binding; translation initiation factor activity; protein binding. Gene Ontology annotation, biological process: cytoplasmic translational initiation. The transcript has a single exon. Gene Ontology annotation, cellular component: cytoplasm; eukaryotic translation initiation factor 3 complex, eIF3m. Lineage: Eukaryota; Euglenozoa; Kinetoplastea; Trypanosomatida; Trypanosomatidae. Bases 1 to 1029 code for a protein of 342 amino acids.